Dinoponera quadriceps is the source of this 3223-nucleotide messenger RNA. RefSeq names its product NAD kinase (gene Nadk1b). The coding region runs from base 912 to 2225 and encodes 437 amino acids. The transcript has 8 exons. NCBI's taxonomy places the organism in Eukaryota, Metazoa, Arthropoda, Insecta, Hymenoptera, Formicidae. The record is from RefSeq and is a predicted model, not a curated record. Gene Ontology annotation, molecular function: NAD+ kinase activity. Gene Ontology annotation, biological process: NADP+ biosynthetic process; NAD+ metabolic process.
ACUCCUCGCAUAAUAUAUCGCGAGAUUACGCUUCUAAUUAUCUGUCGCCGCGCGUUACAUUAGUUUGUUCAAGCAGGCUUGCGUAACAGUCGCGCUAACAUCGCGCGAGCUGGAGUUUCGUGAAUAUAAACGCCGCUAACCAAGCACGUAAAAUAAAGAACCGAACGCGACGAAGAACCCGCGGGCUACAGCGAGCUACAUUUAUUAUCGGCCGUCACGUCCAUCGGCAAGUGAAAUUCUCGGGAAGUAGGUCGCAAACGCGCGUUAAUACGACACAGGAAGCAAGUUUGAGCGACGUUUCCUCAAAAGCCCCUCUAUUCGCGCGACCUCAAUGAGAGGUCGCCGUUAGGAAAACCUCGAAAGCCGAGCUGAAAUUGAUUAAAAUCCGCGAUCGAUGCGCGAGUGAAGAGGACGCUACUCGCGGUGUCGCGGAUACUUGCGGCCUUGGAUGCCUCUCGUACUCGGGGAGUGAAGUGAGCGCGUUAUCACCGUCGGUGUUACCAGGAACGAUGCUACGAUUAGUCGGACAGGCGCGUUAUUCUCUCAGUUUGCGAACCGCGAGAACGACCGUCGCGCGAAAGGAGGUCUUCGGAUGUCACGAGUGAUUAUUGUUGCGAAAGAAAGAAAGCGCAUAGUACGCUCGAAAGUAGCGCGCGCUCGGGAAACACGUGCCGAGGUAGCAGCAGCUGAUUGUCCGUCCAGGCGACUCGCUGGAACUCCCCGAGAGGAGUCUCGACCGGAGAUGCCGGCAAUUAUGCGAAGUCGUUGCGAAUGCCACGAGUAAAAGCGAAAGCGUAGAGCUGUAAAUCCCGCGGAGAUCAACGUUGGGCGGAUCGAGCCGAUCUAAUCUAAUCGCGAAGUGCCGGGCACCCGCGUCGAAAUUUCGAGGAGAUGCUGCCCGCUUGACGGACAUGGUGAAGGAAAAGCCGCGCAGCCGGAGUGUGAGCGAUCUGCUCGAUUGGAGAUGCGUAGCCGGAUGCAAGGACGCCGUCGCCGUGAUCGACACCGGCGAUGGGGAAGGGCUCUUCCUGGAGGAUCGUGACAGGGAGCCGGAAACGCGCCGACGAAAACGAUCCGGUACAUGGCCGAGGACAAGGAGUUUAAAUGCACCCAAUCCGUACCAACUGUUCGGGCGAUGUGGGCGUAUCAUGAAAAAUUCUGCGUCAGUUGUGGCUAUCCAAGAUCCAGCUUCUCAGAGGUUGACGUGGUACAAGCCACCGCUCACCGUUCUGGUCAUCAAAAAAGUCCGCGAUUCGGCGGUCCUGCCGCCGUUUGUUGAGAUGGUCACAUGGCUGAUACAGGAGAAACAAAUGGUGGUCUUUGUGGAAGCUUCCGUUUUGGAAGAUCCGGCAUUGGCCAGAGAUCCCAGGUUCCAAGGUGUUCGUGACAAAUUGCAAACCUUCAGGGACGGAGAUGACUUGCAGGAUCGUAUCGAUUUCAUCAUCUGCCUGGGCGGCGACGGCACUCUCCUCUACGCUUCUCUGCUGUUUCAACAAUCGGUGCCGCCCGUAAUGGCAUUCCACCUCGGCUCCUUGGGUUUUCUCACCCCCUUCGAGUUCGACAAUUUCCGAGAACAGGUGACCAACGUUCUCGAAGGUCACGCGGCCCUGACCCUACGGAGUCGUCUGAGAUGCAUCAUCGUGCGCAGGAACGAGGAGGGUCAGCCGGAAAAGGCGCCAACGAAACUGUUGGUGCUGAACGAGGUGGUGGUGGAUCGGGGACCCUCACCUUACCUGUCCAACAUCGACCUUUUCAUUGACGGCAAGCACGUGACGAGCGUCCAGGGUGACGGCUUGAUCGUGAGCACGCCGACCGGGUCGACCGCCUACGCGGUCGCCGCCGGUGCCAGUAUGAUGCAUCCUUCAGUUCCUGCCAUCAUGAUCACACCGAUCUGCCCUCACUCUUUGUCCUUCAGGCCGAUCGUCGUACCUGCCGGCGUCGAACUCAAGAUCUCGGUUUCACCCGACAGCAGGAAUUCCUCGUGGGUGUCCUUCGACGGUAGAAAUAGGCAGGAGCUGCUGCACGGUGACAGCCUCAGAGUGACUACUUCGAUUUACCCGGUGCCUAGUAUUUGCGCGACCGACCAGAUCACCGAUUGGUUCGAUUCCUUAGCGGAAUGCCUUCACUGGAACGUCAGGAAGCGACAGAAGCAUUUGGACGAAUUGAGCGAUCUCACGCAUUCAUCCAGCAACGACACCCUGGACUCCCUCGAUCGAGACAGCUAGGUCGGGCGGGCCACAAGUGGCAAACCGUAGCACACAAUCGACAAUAUUUGACCAAGUCUUCGUGCACUCACUCGGCUGACGAAACCCCGUGAAUCGAAGAUCGAUCGGACAAUUCUACAGUAAAAGGCCGAUACAAUUACCUGUUGAUUCGUCGGAUCAAAGGACUCGAAAAAGUGAGAUCGAGAGAGAGAAUCGUUUGUAUUCAAAGCGCGAUCACACAGAGUUAAUAUUUUAUCGGCACGUUUUUCGCGCGUCUCGUAGCAUUUUCGACGACACUGUGGGCACAAAAAGCGGGCGAUCAAUGACGUGAUUUCCGCUAUCCGAAAUCUCGCGUGGAAUAACACGACGACUGAAUGUCGGUAAUGUUGUGCUUUAUAAGUUCGUCUUCUGAUACAGAAGAUACAAAUAUGAGUGUAACUAUUGUUAUUGGGGUAUUGUAAAUUUUACAGGUGGAGUUUGACCAACAUUAAGUAGUCCAAAUCAUAAAGUAACGCUUGAACCACGCGAUUGUGUACUCUAUGUUAGUCCUAAUCGAUCUUGAUUGAUUUUAGUUAAAAAGAAAAAAAUCCCAAUCGUAAAGUGCAUUUGUGUUUUCAGAGAAAAUUUGUAUUAGCAGUAAAGUAUCGUUCAAUUUAUUAUUGUGAUUACAAACUACUUGUACUUGCGUACAAUGCUCUUUGCGCGUUUGAGUACAUCAGAUUAAAUCAACUUCAAAAUGUUCUUUCUCCGCAAAACGGUGUAUGAAUUGUUGAUCCGAAAAUGCAUCACAAGUAUUUUGUAUUCUAUAUAUCGGAAUUGCAUUAUUUGUAUAGAUAACUCUUAUCUUUUAGUAUUCUUCUAGGUUAACAUGAUUUAAGUUAACCGUCAUCAACAAUGUUCUUGCUUCUUUUUUACUGAUUGUAACGGUGAUUCAGUGUAAAUCGAUUUACUGGGAAUCGCAUCGAACAUACUUUUUCUUACAAUAUAAGCCUUUCUAAUAAAAUCUGUUUUGUACAACA